Trichomonas vaginalis G3 is the source of this 924-nucleotide messenger RNA. RefSeq lists its product as uncharacterized. The record is from RefSeq and is a predicted model, not a curated record. The coding region runs from base 1 to 924 and encodes 307 amino acids. The transcript has a single exon. Lineage: Eukaryota; Parabasalia; Trichomonadida; Trichomonadidae.
AUGACACAAUUACCAAGCCUUGUGCUUCAAUACACUAAAUUUAAUUAUUGUGUCGGCACCCCUGUAUUAUUGUUCAAAUGUAAAGGCGAUGAAUUCCCAAAAAUAAUUGUUAUGGCCUUAACAAUUUUCACUUCUUUCUUAUUUAUGCAUCUUGCUAUCAGAAUUAUGCGCAUUAACGGCUUUGCAUUAAAAAACUUAUCAAUACCUAGUGUAAGAUUUUGUCUUAUUAAUGUUGUUAGAUUCGUAGUUAUGUACCUUUACAAUGAAGAAUUCGUAAUUGGUUAUAAUAUUCAAUCCAGAUCUCAGUUACACAAAUUAAGUAUUUAUAUUAGUGAUUUUCUCGUUCAAAGCGCAGUUAUUUUUCUUUUAGAAAUUUCUAGGUAUAUGCAAGUUCUCAGUAUUAAAUACGCCAACAUUUUAACAACAACAAUCAAUAUCCUUUACUACAUAAUCCUUGUUCGAUUUAUUUUCACUAGUAUUUUAGUUAUUAUUCCAUUUUCCAAAACAUCUUCACUUUACACAUUCGUAUUUCGUACAUACGUUCCAUAUUACCAAACCGAGUUUUAUAUCCUAUUCUGCGCCGCUUUAGUUCUAAUGAGCUACACAUUUAUUCUUACCGAUAACGGAAGCUUGUUUUUAGAUGAGAGGAGCUUGGGUUACAUCAAGAUUGGAAUGUUUUUAUUUGUAACUUCGUUCUGGGCAAGGUAUCUUCUUAAUGAAUUUUACCAAAUGGUUUAUUAUGAUCAUAAAGUAGAUCAUAUGUCAAGAAAACAAUUUUUAUAUGCUGAUAUAAUGUUCAAAUUCGCCCUUUAUUGCUUCCUUCCUCUUUGUUAUUACUACAUGUUGUUUUCAUUUAUGAUACCUACUAAGAAGGAAGAUUCCAAUGAUCAUCUUGAUGAAGUAUUAGAGGUUUCCAUUUUUUAA